This is a messenger RNA of Panicum virgatum (switchgrass), 2255 nucleotides long. Its product is annotated as pyruvate decarboxylase 1-like. NCBI's taxonomy places the organism in Eukaryota, Viridiplantae, Streptophyta, Magnoliopsida, Poales, Poaceae. The record is from RefSeq and is a predicted model, not a curated record. The transcript has 5 exons. Gene Ontology annotation, molecular function: thiamine pyrophosphate binding; carboxy-lyase activity; magnesium ion binding. The coding region runs from base 145 to 1971 and encodes 608 amino acids.
CGCACCGCAAACCUCGUACGAUUCGAUCAGGAAAGCGUUCGAGUCCACAGCAAAGUCGAGUGCUCGUUAAUCAAAAAAAAAAAGUCGAGUGCUCGAGUCACGUCAGCUCCUCGAAGUCUCUCUCCUCUGCAUUCUUCGCGGGCCAUGGAGACGCUCCUGGUCGGCAACCCCGCCAACGGCGUGGCGAAGCCGAUGUGCACCGGCGUCGGCGCGCUGCCCGUGGCCAACUCCCACGCCGUCAUCGCCGCGCCGCCGCCGGCCGCGGUGGCCCCGGCGGGCGCCACGCUCGGCCGCCACCUGGCGCGCCGGCUCGUGCAGAUCGGCGCCUCCGACAUCUUCGCCGUCCCCGGGGACUUCAACCUCACCCUGCUCGACUACCUCAUCGCCGAGCCGGGGCUCACCCUCGUCGGCUGCUGCAACGAGCUCAACGCCGGGUACGCCGCCGACGGCUACGCGCGCUCCAGGGGCGUCGGCGCCUGCGCCGUCACCUUCACCGUCGGGGGCCUCAGCGUGCUCAACGCCAUCGCCGGCGCGUACAGCGAGAACCUCCCCGUCAUCUGCAUCGUCGGCGGGCCCAACUCCAACGACUACGGCACCAACCGCGUCCUCCACCACACCAUCGGUCUCCCGGACUUCUCCCAGGAGCUCCGCUGCUUCCAGGCCAUCACCUGCCACCAGGCCGUCGUGAACAACCUGGACGACGCGCACGAGCAGAUCGACACGGCCAUCGCGACGGCGCUAAGGGAGAGCAAGCCAGUGUACAUCAGCGUCAGCUGCAACCUCGCCGGCCUCUCCCACCCGACGUUCAGCCGGGAGCCAGUGCCCAUUUUCAUCUCACCAAGAUUGAGCAACCAGGCGAACCUGGAGCACGCCGUCGAGGCGGCGGCGGAGUUCCUGAACAAGGCCGUGAAGCCGGUGAUGGUGGGCGGCCCCCGGAUCCGGGUGGCCAAGGCCACGAAGGCGUUCGCCGGCAUCGCGGACGCCAGCGGGUACCCGUUCGCGGCGAUGCCCUCCGCCAAGGGCCUGGUGCCGGAGCACCACCCGCGGUUCAUCGGCACCUACUGGGGCGCCGUGAGCACCUCCUUCUGCGCCGAGAUCGUCGAGUCCGCGGACGCCUACCUCUUCGCGGGCCCCAUCUUCAACGACUACAGCUCCGUGGGCUACUCGCUCCUGCUGAAGCGGGAGAAGGCCGUCAUCGUGCAGCCCGACCGCGUGGUCGUCGGCAGCGGCCCGGCGUUCGGGUGCAUCCUCAUGGGCGAGUUCCUCGGCGCGCUGGCCCGGCGGCUCAGGCGCAACACGACGGCGCACGACAACUAUCGCCGCAUCUUCGUCCCCGACCGCGAGCCGCCCGCCGGCAAGCCCGACGAGCCCCUCCGGGUGAACAUCCUCUUCAAGCACAUCAAGGGCAUGCUCUCCGGCGACACCGCGGUGGUCGCCGAGACCGGCGACUCGUGGUUCAACUGCCAGAAGCUCAGGCUCCCCGAGGGCUGCGGGUACGAGUUCCAGAUGCAGUACGGGUCGAUCGGUUGGUCGGUCGGCGCGACGCUCGGGUACGCCCAGGCGGCCAAGGACAAGCGCGUCAUCGCGUGCAUCGGCGACGGGAGCUUUCAGGUGACGGCGCAGGACGUGUCGACGAUGCUGCGGUGCGGGCAGCGGAGCGUCAUCUUCCUCAUCAACAACGGCGGGUACACCAUCGAGGUGGAGAUCCACGACGGCCCGUACAACGUGAUCAAGAACUGGGACUACACGGGCCUGGUCGACGCCAUCCACAACUCGGACGGCAGCUGCUGGACCAAGAAGGUCCGGACGGAGGGGGAGCUCAGGGAGGCGAUCGCGACGGCCACGGGCGCCAAGAAGGACUGCCUCUGCUUCAUCGAGGUGAUCGUGCACAAGGACGACACGAGCAAGGAGCUUCUCGAGUGGGGCUCCAGGGUCUCGGCUGCCAACAGCAGGCCGCCCAACCCGCAGUGAUCCGCAGCUCACCGAGCUCUUUCGGCCGUCCUGCGAUGGCGCCUUCGGCAGCGCUCCAGUCUCCGACCUAUUUUCAGCCAGUUCAUUUGUCCGUCUUGCUUUGAGCAGCCCUCUUUUUUUUUUUUUGAAUUAAUAUAUGUUGUCCACGGCGAUGGGGCUGCCGGUCCUAUGAUAAUGCUCGCAAUUCAGUUGCUUGGAUUUGAGUUCUAGUGUAAAUUAUUUGCAAUCUGUAUUUGCUGCAUAUGAAUGGAUCAAUAACAUGAACUGGAAAAGCUUCACCCUGA